AUGGGCACCACCUUCUUUGUCACCGACACGGGCACCCUGGAGGUCUCCGUGAACGGUAACGUGGUCAAUACCCUCAAAGAGGGCAAGGCUUUUGGAGGCCUGGCAUUGCUCUACAACUGUCCCAGGACAGCCACUGUGCAAGCUCUGAGCAAAGCGGGUGUAUGGGGAGCGAAUGGCAACAAUUUCAAGCAGGUGCUUGCGCAGAAUGCAGCCAACCGCCAGGCUGACAACCUGAAGUUCCUAGACUCCAUCAAGGUUUUCGACGGCCUCAACCAGAAACAGAAGGACCAGAUCGCUCUUUCUGCUUUCUCCGAGGCCUUCGAGGCGGGCCAGCGCGUGGCGACCCAAGGGGAAUCACUGGCCGCUAUCUACUUCGUGAAGCGCGGCGGGCUCUCUGUGAUGUCCGGUGGCGAAGUGAAGGCAGACGGCAAGUUCGAGGGCGGUGUGCAGGCACAGAAGCUCUCGUCCGGCGAGUACAUCGGCGCUGCACUUCUCCUGAGUCAGAAACAGCGCCCUAGCUGGGAUCACACGCUCCUGGCAGAUGCAAAGACAGAGCUGCUCUGCAUCAGCGUGAAGGAUCUGAAGGAGGUGUUGGGCAAUGACUUGGGCGGCAUCCUUGAGUCCGCCCUGGUGCAGAAGGGGUUGAGGAUGUGCCCCGUGAUGUCACAGUUCUCGUCCACCCAGCGGAACGACAUCGCCAAGUCGGUUGUCAUCAAAGACCUGAAAUCUGGCGGUGCUCUGCCCGACGGUGUGCGAUAUGUCAUUGUGCUGGAGGGUACAAUCAGCGGCACACACAAAGAAGAACAGGCGAUGCAAGCCGUUUCCAAAGCCCCGCGUGGAGCUUUCGCCUCUGCACUGCGUUUCUUUUUUGGUCUUGCCGUAACGGCCCUGGUGCUGCUGGCUUUGACCUCGCAGGAAAGUUCCUCGGCUGGGCAGCGCACGGAACCGGCUCCAGAGAGGUCUCCUCCAGAGCCAGAGCCCAGAAGAGCCUCGAACGCCCUUCGCAGUGCGAUACCAAGAAGGGAGGAAACGGGUAGCAUCCCUGGAAGAGCGCCUCUCGAGGGCGCCGGAGACCCUGGGCUCGCGGGUUCUGGGAGGCUCCAGGAGGCAAUAUCAAGCCCUGCGGCUCCUGCAGCUCCCACAGCCCCGAUUGCCGAAGUCGCCGCGAUCACUGCGACCACUGCGACGGCUGAAGCAGCCGCCCCAGCAGCUGCAGCACCUCCGGCACCUGCGGCAGCUGCGACGCCUCCGGCACCUGCGGAGAACCCCGAUGUCCCGAGCGUGGCUGCCCUUGUCUCAGGGCCAAGUUGGGGCAUCAAUGGCUGGAAUGACACAGUCGCGAUACCUGUGGGCAAGCCACCUCCGCCCACCGGUCGUGUGGCCUACGCCUGGUAUUUGGCCGGCGAGCCCAGGCAAUUUGAGGAUUAUGCCUGCGCCAUCCUUGUCAAUGCCUGGAAUGGCUUGAGGCCCAAUGCGGAUAUGGUUGUAGUUCAUUUCGAGGAGGUGCCGCGUCGCGCUCGCUUUGAGAAGCUGGGCAUCAAGCUUAUCAAGGUGCAGCAGACCACAAGCAAAGGCAUGCACCAGUGGGUGCAGUCUUAUCUCAAACUUCGAGUGGCCAGCUUGUAUCAGUACGACCGCAUUAUCUACAUGGAUGCUGACAGCUUUCCGAUCGGCAGCCUGGACAACUUGUUUGACUUGGCCAACUUUCCGGUGGAGAUCGCGACCCCGUUCUCCUACUGGGAUGGGCAUGGCGCGAUGAGUGGUGGCCCGAUGAUCAUCGAUCCCCGGCGUAUCUUCUACGACCGGGACUUCGGCAGUGUUCUCGACACCAGCUCCAGCCUGCACCUCGCAUCAGAGAUGGAUUGGGUCAACAAGCGCUUCAAAGACACCAUCUCCCUGUUGCCGGGAUACUACACGAUGCUGAUCGGCGAGUUCUGCGGCGAUGAUGGGGUGCACAAGCCUCCAUUUGUGUACAGGCACUGGCAGAAGUACUUCGGGGAAUCUGCCGAGUGGGUGCUAAAACACGCCACAGUCACCUUGGAGCGUGCACAGUGGCUGGAGGACGGCGGGCUGCUUGAAAGCAACGCUGCCUCGGAGGCCAAGUCGGAGAUCAGGAACUUCGUGGCUGGAUCGAACGGUGCACGUGUCGGCUACCUGACCAAGGAAGGGCUCCUGGGUGCGCUGAAAGAGCUGGGUCUGGCGGCCAUCGGCAACGCCGAGGAGGCUUCGGAUCUCACCCGGAAGCUGAUCGUGGCAAAGAAGGUGCACAUCUUCCGUCACCUUUCAAGCGAGCAGAUCAACAAGUUGGUUCAGUCGUUCGUGCUGCAGCGCUACCGCAAAGGUGCCCACGUCAUCAAGCAGGGUGAAGUUGGUGCUUCCUUCUUCGUCAUCGCUAGUGGCGACGUCAAUGUCGAGAUCGAUGGAAAAUUCAUCCGCACCAUGACGAAGAACUCCUACUUUGGCGAGCGUGCUCUGCUAUUCGAUGAGCCGCGCACAGCCACCGUGGAGGUUUCUUCCCCGGAAGCGGAGCUCUGGUCUAUCGAGAAGUCGACAUUCUCGUCCAUUGUCGCUGGAAAAAUGCAGCAGGAGUUGAUGCACCGCAUCCGCCUCUUGGGAUCUGCAUGUCAAUCGCUGCAGCUAUUUGGCUUGGACAUACCCUUGUCAUCCCAAAUUCCGAUACAUAUCUGUAGCAAGGCGCUCGAACUGUUCAAACAGUCUCCUGCGCCUGAUCUUCGCCUCUCCAAGAAACUACCGGACAUGUCUGCGAAUCCAUCUACGCUCUCUUCCUUCGCGCGGGAGUUCCAGCCAAGUGGUGCUUCUCCUGUGCACUCCAUGCAGAAUCAAUAUUAUUCGUCCUCGGCCACGUGCUGCCAGUACCAGGGCCAGGAGCAAAUGCAGCAAGGUGCCAUGAGUGGCUACUAUGCGAACACUGGGUAUGGCUACGACUGCUACCAAGAUGUUGCCUACAGCAACGCAGCCUACAGUGGUGAUGCUUAUAAUCAGGGCUACUAUGGAGACAGCCAAUACACCAAUUCCAGCUUUGGCCACUAUGCCAAGAGCGCUUACAACAGCCGCCCCCGCAACCCUCGCGCAGCUGCAAUCAAUCUCGACGAUUUCUCUGACAUCUCCGAUUCAGAUUCUGAUGCGGAGAUCCCCGCCAAAAUCGCCGCCACGUACCACGGCUCGCAGAUACGGAAAGAGAAGAAGGUGCCAGAUGCUUUGGAGACCUCCAGCGAAGCCAUCUCCGAGGAUGCUGAGCCGGCAGAGGAACCGUCGCCCUGCGCUGCCGAUGAGGCUGCGGGCUUGCUCGAGGGCAAGACUUCCACACCCUCCUCCUGCGAAGAGGACGCCGGCUCAGAGGCGGAGCUCUCGGUCAGCUCCGGUUCUUGCGAGCCAGAAGAGGAGGAGCUUGGCCCCAUGAUCAGCGAAGACGUGGUCUCAGAUCCGGAGACCGUCUUCAGCCUGAAGCAGAUGCUGAAGUGGCGUGACGCCGUGUUGAAAUCGGAGGAGGAGCCUCUGAUCCUCUACCGUACCCAGAUCUUUGAAGAGAAGGCCCCUGCGGUCAAGGAGGUUGUGACCAAGACUCCGAAGAGCAAGGCCUCCAAGAGCAAGGCCGGAAAGCUGGAAGUCUCGGAGAAUUCUUGGUCCGCCCAGCAGCGCAAGCUAAAGCAAUCGGAGGUGUCCCAAGACCCCUGUGAGCAAGUUGCACGGACGAUCAAGUCCAUUUUAAACAAGCUGACGCUCGAGAAGUUUGCGGGCCUCUCGCAGCAACUUCUUCAGUGCGGCCUCCGUACCUCCACACACGUGGAGGUAUUGAUCCACGAGGUCUUCGAGAAGGCAACGAUGCAGCACCAUUUCAUCGACAUGUACACAGAUCUUUGCGUGCUUCUGCACGAGCACUUUACGGCGCAACCGUUCGAGGAUUGCUCCGGCAAGGCAGAUGGGCGUAAGAUGACCUUCAAGAGACUGCUGCUGGAUGAGUGCCAGAUGUCUUUCGAGCGCCUGCUGUCGCCACCGGAAGGCCUCGAGCUCCUGGCAGCAGAGGACCGCACGGCAGCCGAGGUCCGCUAUAAAACAAGCAUGCUGGGCAACAUCCGCCUGGUGGGUGGUCUCCUUUCCCGCGGCAUGCUUGCUAGCCGGGUCGGCAUCGCCAUCCUUGAGGAGCUCCUGUCAAAUCCUACUCCGGAGGCCCUGGAGUCUAUCGCCGCGAUGCUGACGGUCCUGGGCCCAACGGCCGACAACAAGGAUUGGCCGCAGUACACGGCUCUGAAUGCCAUCUUCGAUCAGAUCUCCACCAUCGUCAAAGGCAAGAAGUGCCCUGCUCGCGAGCGCUUCCUCUUGAAGGAUCUGUUGGACCUUCGAAGCGCGCGCUGGGUGGACAAGCGGCCGAAGAAGAUCGAACGGGCGAUGACGCUGGCCCAGGUGGCCGACAGCGCCGCAGGCCGCAAAGUGGAGGAGCGCCUGAUUCGCAAAGUGGCCUCAAUGCCGGCCCCGGUGCCGGCUUUCGAGCAAGACAAGUUCCGCGAGGGCACCCGAAAGGCAUUGGUCGAACUGCGCCACAGCGGAUGCGUCGAGGAGGCAGUCAACCGCAUGAAGGCCCUGGGUGUGCCGCCGGAGAAGGACCAGGCCAUGGAGAUCUCCGAGAUCCUCUGCUUCACGGUGCAGGAGGGCGCGGCCUCCGUCCGUGAGUUGGAUCUCAAGGCUCUGCGUGCUGUUGUCGAGAAAAGCUGGAAGAAAGAUGCGCUUGCACAGGGUGCUGGCCUGUUUGUCAAGGACGUUGCUCCCGACUUGGGUUUUGACGUGCCCGGCUUGAGCAAGAUCCUUUCGGAGGAGGUGUGUAUGCUGCUUCCCGAGGCAGCAGAUGCAUUGAACAUCUUCCUGGGCUGA
Messenger RNA from Symbiodinium sp. CCMP2592, 4887 nucleotides. Lineage: Eukaryota; Dinophyceae; Suessiales; Symbiodiniaceae. The record is from the annotation of a GenBank genome assembly.